Pseudoliparis swirei is the source of this 4557-nucleotide messenger RNA. RefSeq names its product photoreceptor cilium actin regulator 1 (gene pcare1). Lineage: Eukaryota; Metazoa; Chordata; Actinopteri; Perciformes; Liparidae. The transcript has 2 exons. Bases 279 to 3770 code for a protein of 1163 amino acids. The record is from RefSeq and is a predicted model, not a curated record.
CCGAACACGCUACAAGGGCCUUUUUUUGAAACAUGGGCAUCGAUCGGUGGAUUUAUUUUGCCUAUCUAUGAAAGGUGGGAGAGACUUGUAAAAUGGAUGUAUCAAGGUUUUGUUUUGGCAGCAUCCGUGUGGGGAGGUAUCUCAUCAGACUUGACAACCUCAGCCAUCCUAAACUGACAGAUACAGCAGGUGUCUAAGGGCCGUGGCUCUUCUUUGCAUCAUUCACUGGACUGCCGUGUCUCAAGAAGAUCAUCAACUUGUAUUUGAAAACAUCCAAAAUGGGUUGCUCACCAUCCAAAGGUACCCAUUUUGGGACUCUGGGUCCCAUGAGGAAGGGAAGGAUGCUUCCCCCUGCACCUCAAGGAACCCCCAGAGAUUCCCAUUUCGAAGAUGGAGAGAAUCGUAAUUCGAAUGGGGAUACAACGGAGAUCAAGGCAGCUGGACAAAGUCAGGUAUUUAAGAAAGAGGCUCAUUUGACGCCACAGAAAAUGAGAUCUGGAACUCAGCUAGCCCCUGAAGCAGUAAACGUGGAUAAACUGGGCAGUCAAGGAAUGAACAACAACACAGUUGCACAGAGAAAAGACAAUAAUGUUGACAUGCAGGAGGUGGCAGAAAAGAAGUCUGGCAGAAAACCCAAAAAAACUACAAGAGGUAUUAAGGGGAUUAAAAGGAAAGACAAGGACAAAGAAAAACCACCAGAAGAGAAAGUGGACUUCCCUGAACCUUUGGUCCAGGCUCACCAAGCUGCUUAUGCCUUUUUGAAUCCUAGCAUAAACAAAUAUGACAUUUUACUGGGACUUCUGGAACAAGCAACCCAAACACAGACUUCGGUGCAGACCAUGGUAGCUUUCAUGGCUCUACGCUAUGAGGAAAUGAUUCACGGACUGGAGGAGAUAGCAUACGAGGGAGAAAAAGUUUUAAAAGAAAAUGGAGAACAUCUUGCUUGGCCAAGUCAAAUGAAAAACCUCUCAUCUUCUCCAUCUUUGAAGUCUGGCUCUGCUAAUAUUGAGCCCCCGCCGGAUUUGUUGCAGCAGCUGCUUCAGUACACCACACAGAGAAUGCGAAAUGUGAGUCAUACUGUUGCCGGAAUUGGGGAGUGUGCGUUGGAGGAGGCAGUGGAAUACUUUGCCUCUGUCUCAGAGCUUUUAGAGGAGAAAUUGAAAGUCAAACGUGCAGUAGAGACGAGGCUAAUGCGACUCUUAACUCGCAUUGAAAUGGCCUCUCUGUGCAAGCCUGGGCCAGAAGAUUCUGCUCUCUUGAGUGAGGACAGUGGUAUUGGGGCUGAGAGUGAAUCCCUUGCUGGAUCUGAAAGACGCCUUAGAAGAGGGAGUUGUGCGUCCACUAGGACAAAUAGAACUACACCUGCCAGUCCUAUGGGAUACACUUCCAUGAACAUUAGGCAAGAAGUAUCAAGACGAAAGUAUCCAAGUCAAAUAAGUCCAAGUGUGUCCCUCACCUCACUCAACUCAUUAGGUUCCACAUCUACCUUAAUGGGAAGUAACCAUAGAGACUCAUUGUUAGGAUCAGUCUCCUUGGAUUAUGGGGAAGAAGACGACAAUGAUGAGGAGGAGGAGGAGGAGAUGGAUAGAGGCAAGGAAGAUUUACGGAUUAGAAUGCAAUCAAAUUCUUCAACUAUAGACCAUGAACCUCAACGCCCAUGCCGCCUGCCCCCAAAGCGCAUAGAGAAUCCUAAAAAUGUCGAAAUGACUCUCAAAAUGAAAGAUGCCAUUAGUGGUAGGAUACAGUUUGUCCCAUCGCAGAAUGCCACAACAAAGGUAGGUGGCAGCCCCAAAACCAAUAGACGCCAAUGGAUGGAGGAGGAGGAGGAACCUUCUCCAAGGAGGCCUCAAACAACAGCACCUUUUCGUAAGGCAGUCGUAAAAAAGAGCACAGUGGCUAGAGAACGACGUUCCCAGUCAGCGGAAUCCCUGCGCAGCAAAGGUGAAGAUCAUACUCUGCUUGAACUAGAGAGGACCCAGAAGGAUUUAAACCAGAGGUUGCAAAGGAUGAGUAAAAGCAAGGCAAGUGGGAACCUGAAGACUGCUCCAUCAAAACAAAAUCAAGGAACCUCACCAGCACAAUCUCCAGCAAUUCAUCGCAAAAAUCCCUCACUACACAAGAACAGCAAUCCUCAACCACUUGAUGACAAAGCAAGCCUUACAAGGCGCAACAGUUUAAAACAGGAAGUAGCUAGUGCUGUGGAAGAUGAUAAACCUAUGGACAAGAAAACAUCCAAGGGUCCAAUAAAAGCCACCCCACCUCCUAGUCCUCCUUCAUCACCACGGCCAUCUUCAGGCCUUUGCAGAGGCAGGAACUCAGUCAAAAGACUGAUCAAUACGUUUAGUCAAGGAAUAGAGGCUUUAGAAGGUCUUCAAGUUCUGGGGCCCCUCAAAGGAGUACGGAAGUGUGGUGUUCCGGUGUUACCUGGCUUAGGGAAUAUGGAAGCCGUGCUUAGUAGUGGGAUAACAAGCUGUAGACCUGAUACCCCUUCAUCUGAGAAAACCAACCAUUUUGAUCUGGAUAGUCUUCCUCCGCCUCCGCUGGAAGUAUUAAUGGACAAUUCCUUUGAAAGUGCCCAGAAUCUUUUAACUGGUGGAGCAGAUGAAGGGGCAACAAAACACGGAAAGUCGCCUUCAUUAAAAAGGGCUGGACUCUCACAACGACUGAGGGCCUCAGUUCAGUCAGUGAUAGUGCUGCCAAGUAAAGGAGGCCUGCCACAGGCGUCCAAGGUUAUUUCCUUUCCUAGAGCGAAUCAACAACACACAUCUACUCCGUCAAUGGUCAAUCAACCAGACAUCCAACUGAAGACAGACACCAGGAAGGAAAAGGAUUCCUUGUACCAGCAAGAAAGAAAGAACAUACACCUACGACAGUCUUCAGACUUACAAAGAUUGUCAACAAGUUACGUAUCAACAAAUCCAUCUGCCAUUCAAGGAGAAUCAGCAGACAUACAAGGUGGUGGCAACUUUUCAGUGCCUGGAUGUAAUACUACAGUAUCUACAGUGCCUCCUCCUUCUGUGGUCAGGAGUCAACCACCUGCCACACCACCUGUAAAUAGGGGGCGAAUGUUACCCUCAACACCUUCUACAGCAAGCAUUCUACAUCGAAGACUUCCUAGUACUCAGCACUUUAAAAGGCAACCUUCUCCACCUUCUUCAGCCAGCCCCCCUGUUAACAGGAAACUCCCGACAUCACAAGCGGUUCCAGGAAGGCUCCCCAGCCCAGCUGUCACAAAGCAGAAUAUUCCAAACUCAAAUUUGUCUUCCUCCUACCCUUUCAAAGCACCGUCUCCACCAGCCUCGCCAAAACUACAAAGAUGGUCAAGGGAGAACAGCACUGAAAACUUAUCCAGUGCUCAGAUAACCAAUAACGCACGUUCAGUCUUCUGCCCCGCGUCACCAUCACUGUUUGAGGCCCAGCCUUGUCCAGUUCCCCGACCACCACAAGCAUGGACCUCCACCGGGGUCUCCUUUCUCUCACGUUCUUGGGGGAGUCGUGGGAGGUUUCCUGUAUUUGUUCAAGGACCUCGACCCUUCAUCCGACGUAGCCAAUCAGAUCGAAGGCCGAGUCUAAUUGUGCCACAGAGAUCGGCAGGCAUCUCGGUGGCUGAGACUUGUGGGAGUGAGCCAUCAAUAUGCUCACAGGGGCUCGUUGAUGAACCAACCAGGGACGAAGAAUUCUGGGGGAGCCAAUCAAACCUCAGAGCUCCUCUACGCUCGGCAUCGCAUCCGGACCUCUGUGUUGUCGGACAGGCCUUGUUUAGAGACUAAAGGGGACCAAUGACGUGCCAGUGGGAUUAUGGAUUAGCAGGCUUUAACAAGGAGUUAAGAGGGUGUUCAUGCCACGGCAAAGAGAGCAGGAGCAAAUCGUAUCCACUUUGCUGUGGUAGCGCAUCUCCACAAUGUUUAUGAUAAUGUGUUGGGUGAAAAGGUGUGCAUAUUUGCAUGCAUACUUGAUUAUGCACACUGUCUGUGUGCACUGUGUACACAAUUCCCCCUUUUACAAUAAAUGGGACUCAUUACCUUCGUAAAGAGGCAGAUUCAGGUGUUUAGUCAUGCUCCAUACACGGUGACAUACUGCGAGUUCACUUUCAGUUCACUCAGGCCAAAGGUCACGUCCUCAAAAUGCUAAUCGUGUAACUUCUCGGUGGCUCAAUGGUCGCAGGUGUCUGUUUCAACUUCUAUUAAUUCCCCCCAAAAUUAAUUAAAAACAAAUAUUAAAGUGUGUUGAUAAAUAAUGGAGUAGUCUUGCGCCAUUACUGACAGAUAAGCAUCCCUGAAUGAGCUGAAAGUACCUUCAUUGCUUCAGUUCCAUGAACCAUUCAUUUGAGUCUCAUCAGAGAUAUGUCUUUGUGUUAAUCAAAACAAUAACACAAUGAAAUGUCAUUUUUGACUGGUUUAGUUCUUUCAGUGAGAUGCCAUUUUUCUCUGAAAUCUUAAAACGAAGUCGACCUCAAUCAAUUUUUUUAUUUUAAGUUUUUCUUCUAUCCAAUUGUUUUUUUCCGUUUCAUUUUUACAAUGUGUUUAUUAAUAAAAAAUAAAACAUCAUACAAUCAUU